Molecule: messenger RNA, 2154 nt
Organism: Candida albicans SC5314
Lineage: Eukaryota; Fungi; Ascomycota; Pichiomycetes; Serinales; Debaryomycetaceae
Exons: 1
Coding region: 1-2154 (717 amino acids)
Source: RefSeq, a predicted model, not a curated record
AUGUCUAUUACAGUUACAUUUCCGAAAUCCCCAUCUACGAAAAAACGUGCACCGGCAUUUGGAAUUGAGUUGGAGUUUAGUCAACAAGGCAGUAGCGAUGGUGCUAUAGAGAAAGCGGCAUUGGCAGUUCCUGUGUUUAGCGUUGACAACCAAGACUUUGUAUUGAUAAGAGACCUUGCCAAGUACUGGGGCUACCCUUCAUCGUAUCAAUUGAUUGUCAAGUUGGUCAAAUGUGCUAACAUUGAAAAGUCGCAAAUCUUAAAGACCGAUAAGGAUUUGAAUAAAGAGUUGUUUGAGUUGGAUUUGAUUGAAGAAGCAGAUACAAAGAUUGAUCUUUUUUAUAUUUCGUUACCCUUGGUCUAUUCAAGAAUAGAAAAUAAGAAGGUUUUUUAUGUUCUGCGUGAACCAGAACAGCCAAAGGUGUCGAAAGCCCCAACACAAGAGAAACCAGCAAGUGUGGUUGCUGCUGAAGAAGAUGACGAUAAUCUAGAUGAUGAUGAGGAGGACGAAGUGGAUGAAGACAUGGAUGAAGAUAAUGAUAAUAGUGGGGAAUUGUCUAAAGGAUACAAGCACAUGCACAAGGACCAUCCAAAGUAUAUAAAUGACGAUAGGGUUACUAUUGGACAAGUGUUUCAUCAAUACGGACUUGACCCUUCGACACCAUUAACCCAUUCACUUUUCAAUAGUAUCAACUCAAUGUCGAAGCUAAACUAUUACAAGAAUUUUGGAGUUUCAGGUUACCGAUUUCUUCCCAACAGCAAGUUAUCUUAUGCAGAACGAGAAUUGGUGUUGAAUGCCAACAACUACAAUGAUAUGCACAUUAACGAAAAGACAGAAUCCAAGCCGAAAAAGAGUUUCCGUAAACCCAUUGGAAAGUCAAAGAAACAUAACUUGCAGAUUGAUCCGAACUCCAUAGAUUUAAGCGAGUCAGUGAUUCCGGGACAAGGGUUUAUACCUGACUUUAGUAUCCACCAUCUUUGCAAAGUCCCUAAUUAUUAUGUGACAUCAAACCACCAAAGUCUCCCGCUGUCGUUCAACACAAAGAAUCUUAAUGCAACUUCGAACUCUUCGUAUUUGUUUAAUGAUAAUGUCAAGAUAAAGUCAAAAAGUAUUCAGAAGUUGGUGUUCAACAGCGAUACCGAUAAUUACCAUCACACAAAGUAUUUCUACACCAAAACCUACCGUGGUCCAGGGUCGGGGAAUUACAAGGAUGGUGCAUUGAUGAACAAAAUCAACAAGAUACAUCUUUCCAGUAAUAAAAAGCCGCGCCACAAGAGAAAGGUGUCGAACAAUAACAGGUACAACAAGAGUUUAAAGGGGUUAGUCCACGAAAAGUUUGACAAGAACUUUGUUGAGUACUUGCUUUCUGAGCAACGCAAGUAUACCGAGGACUAUUCCAAUCUUGAAAUUUUACACAAUAGCUUACAGUUUAAUGUUCUUUUGAAUACGUAUCGUGGUGUUGCCCAAGAGACAUGGAAUAACUACUACAAGUUUAAAUUGAUUGAUUUCGAACAAUUGAAGGCUUUGCAAAUGGAGGCAAAUGAGCUUGAGGAGAGAAAAUUGGAUGCUGCUAGACACCAACAGUGGGCGGAAGAAGAGAAGCUUCGCCAAGAAAGAUUGCGUUUAGUAUUUGAAGAUGAACGGAACGAGUUUGAGCAAUUGCAAAGCGAGUUUGGUCAGAGAAAGAAGGAUUUGGAAGAGAAAUUGCGUCGUCGUCAGCUAGAGGCAUCUUUGAGUGAUAGUUUUGAAGCUGAUAGCGAAAAUGACGAUGAAUCUGAGCUCGCCCAAAUUCAACAAGACUUUGAAUCAAGCGCCAACGCACUCAAGACAAAGUUUGAAGCGAAAAGAAAGGACCUCAUAAACCCAGCACCACCUCCACAACCAAUUGAGACACCACAGUUGGAUCUUAACAACAAGUUUAGCUUACCAACAGUGUAUCCAGAGAUUAUUCGAAACUUGCCAUUAGAGUUGCGAGGGAUUGUCCAAGAAAGCAAGGAGGAGCUUCCGCCUAUCAAAAAGCCCAUACACUAUGUAACUACAUACCCUGAACGUCCAAAUCCAGAGUAUCUUACACGAAUCGAGAUUAUCAAAUUGCCAAAUGCCAAUUCGGUUGGAUGGGAUAACUUUAAAAAAUAUAAAGAUAGUGAUGUAUAG